UCACUGCCGCUUCCAGCGCCGCUGUGGAGUGCGCGUGCACGGACGCAAAAUGAAGCGCUUAACUUUGUUUGCUCUGGCUAUCACAUUAAUCGCGACAGUUUUCGCCGCGAAAUCCCCGUAUCAAGCGGUUCUUCAGCACAGCAGGAUAAGAGGAAGAACACAUGGCCCCAAUGUCUGUGCUAUGCAGAAGAUUCAAGGAACGGAUAAGAAGUACUUCACCAACUGCAAGCAAUGGUAUCACCGCAAAAUCUGUGGCAAACCAACGGUGAUCAGCUAUGAGUGCUGCCCUGGCUAUGAGAAGGCCAUUGGAGAAAAAGGCUGUCCAGCAGCUUUACCUCUGGCGAACAUCUAUAAAACCCUGGGUGUGGUUGGAGCCACUACUACUAAGAUGUACUCUGAAAGAGCGAAAUUGCAGGAGGAGAUCGAAGGACCCGGCAGCUUCACAUUCUUCGCUCCCAGCAAUGAGGCUUGGGCUGCGCUUCCCACUGAAAUUCUGGAUGCACUGGUGAGCAACGUCAACAUUGAACUCCUCAACGCUCUGCACUACCACAUGAUCAACAGACGCUUGACGUCUGACGACCUCAAGCAUGGCUCUUCGUUCUCCUCCAUGUAUCAGGACUUUGAUGUUCACAUCCAUCAUUAUUCUAACGGAAUUGUGACAGUGAACUGUGCGAGGCUUGUGAAGACAGACCAGCAUGCCACCAAUGGAAUUGUGCAUGUCGUUGACAGAGUCAUCACCGCCAUUACGAACAAUGUCAACUCUUUGAUUGACACCGAUGAUGACUUGGACACUCUACGGACUGCCGUUGCUGCUGCUGGUCUCACAAAUCUGUUGGAGAACGAGGGUACCUACACCAUCUUUGCUCCUACCAAUGAAGCCUUUGAGAAGAUUCCUUCAGAAACACUGACCAGGAUUUUGGGAGAUCCUGUUGCUCUUAAAGAUCUGCUGAAUUACCACAUUCUGAAGAACUUGCACUGCUCUGAGUCCAUUGUGGCUGGAACACCUCUGGAAACCCUGCAGGGCUCUGUGCUGGAAGUCGGCUGCGAUGGUGCAGACAUGACCAUCAACGGCAAAGCCAUCGUCAUGCAGAAAGAUAAACUUGGAACCAAUGGAGUUGUUCACUACAUCAAUGAACUCCUCAUCCCUGACUCAGCCAAGACCCUCCUGGAGCUUGCAGAGGGAUCAGUAGUUACUACAGCCUCAAAGCUUUUUAAAGACGCUGGUCUUACUGAUCAUCUCAUUGGUUCUGAGGCUGUGACCUUAUUAGCCCCACUGGAUGAUGCUUUUAAAGACAAGAGCUUGCCCAUGACACCCGACAUGAAGAAACUGCUGAGAAACCACAUUCUCAAGGAGAGGUUUUCCUCCAAGAGCCUUUACCAUGGGCAGGAGUUGGAGACUCUUGGUGGAUUGAAACUGAGAGUGUUUGUGUUCAGAAAUAACCUGUGCAUUGAGAAUGCUUGCAUUGCUGCCCAUGACAAAAAUGGACGCUAUGCGAAUAUGUUCGUCGUUGACAAGGUCCUGGCACCCCCCAUGGGAACUGUCAUGGACGUCCUGAAGGCAGAUGAUCGUUUUAGCACCUUGGUUGGCGCCAUUCAGAGAGCAGGCCUGACUGAGCUCCUGAACAAAAAAGGGACCUACACCUUCUUCGCCCCCACCAAUUCUGCUUUCAGUGCAAUGCCCCCCGCCGACCUCAACAAACUCAUGAGAGACCCCAAGGAGCUGGCAAACCUUCUGAAAUACCACAUUGGUGACGAGUUCCUGGUCAGCGGCGCUGUGACCUCACAUACCAGAAUGAAGCCCCUUGCAGGCGAUAAACUGGAGUUAGGCACUCGUAACUCCACCAUAUACGUGAACAGGGUGCCUGUUGUGGAGGGUGAUCUGAUGGCUACCAAUGGAGUUGUACAUGCUGUUAAUGUAAUCAUAAAGCCACUGCCUCCUAAAACUGUGAGUGACCAGGCUGAAGGCUCGACAAUCAGACGCACCUCUGCUGUUAGGGCUGGGACUCAUGUAAUGAAAAAUGAUGAUCUCUUCCAGAAGGUCCUGAGAAGUCACAGCAGCAAAGCAAUGUCUCGUGUUCAGUAAACGUAGCUCUGCAAAGUAAAACUGCAAUUCAUUUUAACCUCCACCCCUUUAAGAAGAAGGAAACACAGUUCAAUGUCUUAUUUUGCGCAGUGGAGAGAUAAUCAGAAGACUAAGACAAUCCAGCCAACAAAAUACAGAAUUCUGAAAAUGGAAAACAGUUUGCAUUGCAAAGCAUUGUAACUUUAUCACAUGCCAAAGACCCUUGGAUGAACAGCAAUGUUUUUUUUUUUAAAUAUCACAACUUGAUGACAGCGAUUUGUUACGGCACUUCAUAUGUUUUGGAUAUUCAUUCGACUUCCGUUUUGGACUUUCAGUCUGAAUUAUUUGAAUCAGAUGUUGGUUCAACACUUUUUAUUACCAUUUUGUAUUUCUUUGUAUUGUUUUUGGUUGUUGUAUUUGAUAUACCUGUAGCAUGUUUGCAUGGUUUAAGCUUGAACAAAUGCUAUUUGGGCACAUGAAAACACAGACCAAAUGUAUGUCUUCAUUUACCAUGAUCUACAGUGUAAAACCUGUAACUUGUGAUAUUUUGUAAAGAACCAAAGAUCCCUUUCGGCAUAUUUCAUAAUAAAAUGACCAUUUUGUAGCCACAGAGUUAUAGUUUACAUAACUA
Rhinichthys klamathensis goyatoka is the source of this 2693-nucleotide messenger RNA. It is a transcript of the gene tgfbi, whose product is annotated as transforming growth factor, beta-induced. Bases 50 to 2083 code for a protein of 677 amino acids. Gene Ontology annotation, molecular function: cell adhesion molecule binding. The record is from RefSeq and is a predicted model, not a curated record. Lineage: Eukaryota; Metazoa; Chordata; Actinopteri; Cypriniformes; Leuciscidae. Gene Ontology annotation, biological process: extracellular matrix organization; cell adhesion. The transcript is spliced from 17 exons. Gene Ontology annotation, cellular component: extracellular matrix.